AUGGGUCCACCUGCCGGGCCCACCUGUUACAGCUGUGUGUACGUGCCUCCAGAGCCCAGCAAGAACGUUGCACGCAUGCAGCAGCUCAACCGCGACAACGGCGCCCCCGAGCCUUUCGUGAGCAAGGUCCCGGUCCUCGUCGAGCUCUUCUCAGGAGAACACGACCCCAACGUGUCUACGGAGGCGUGGGCCUACAAGCAGACGACGUUCGCUGCUGCCAUCUUCCUGUACGCCGCUCAGGUGCACGGCCUCGCCACGUGCCCCAUGGAAGGCCUGGACCAGGCCAAGGUGAAGCAGGCGUUGGGCAUCCCGGACCGCUACAGCAUCCCUGUGGUGGUGGCUCUGGGCCACGUGAACCCUGAGGCCAAGCCUGCCAAGCCGUCGGUGCGCUUCCCGCCCUCGGAGAUCUUCUUCGACGGCAAGUUCGGCCAGUCGCUCAAGAAGUUCUUCGACGAGAAGUAA
Messenger RNA from Phytophthora sojae, 462 nucleotides. RefSeq lists its product as hypothetical. Lineage: Eukaryota; Oomycota; Peronosporomycetes; Peronosporales; Peronosporaceae. The transcript has a single exon. The record is from RefSeq and is a predicted model, not a curated record. Gene Ontology annotation, molecular function: oxidoreductase activity. Bases 1 to 462 code for a protein of 153 amino acids.